Striga hermonthica is the source of this 1446-nucleotide messenger RNA. Lineage: Eukaryota; Viridiplantae; Streptophyta; Magnoliopsida; Lamiales; Orobanchaceae. The record is from the annotation of a GenBank genome assembly.
AUGGUAGCAAUUAGCCAAGAUAAUCAACUGUUGUCCAAGAUUGCGACGAGCAACGGGCACGGCGAAAACUCGGCUUAUUUCGAUGGUUGGAAGGCUUAUGACAGUGAUCCUUAUCAUCCCACAAAAAAUCCCAAUGGAGUUAUUCAGAUGGGAUUAGCAGAAAACCAGCUUUCUUUUGAUUUGGUCCAAGAAUGGAUUUUGAAUAAUCCAGAGGCCUCAAUAUGCACAUCUGAAGGAGUUCAUGAUUUCAGGGACAUAGCUCUUUAUCAAGAUUAUCAUGGCUUGCCACAAUUCAGAAAUGCUGUUGCAAGGUUCAUGGAGAGAGUGAGAGGAAACAGAGUCCGGUUCGACGCGAACCGUAUAGUGAUGAGUGGCGGGGCAACCGGAGCUCAAGAGACAUUAACGUUUUGCUUAGCUGACCCUGGUGAUGCAUUCUUGGUGCCCACACCUUAUUAUCCUGGAAACGAUCGCGACCUAACAUGGCGGACGGGAGUAAAACUCAUCCCGGUCGUUUGCGAGAGCUCCAACAAUUUUAAAAUCACCCGCGAAGCCCUCGAGUCCGCAUACGAAAACGCGCGAAAGUCAAACAUCAAAGUCAAAGGCCUUCUCCUAAACAACCCGUCGAACCCCUUAGGCACGGUUCUCGACCGAGAAAUCCUACGAGACUCCCUAAAUUUCACCAACCAAAAGAACAUCCACUUAAUAUGCGACGAGAUCUACUCUGCCACCGUUUUUGACCGUCCCGAUUUCAUCGGGAUCUCUGAAAUAAUCCAAGAGAAUCCUAAUUAUUACAACCUCAACUUGGUCCACAUCGUGUAUAGCUUGUCGAAAGAUCUCGGGUUCCCCGGUUUUCGUGUCGGCAUAAUCUACUCGUACAACGACGCAGUCGUGAACUGCGCUCGGAAAAUGUCGAGCUUCGGCCUCGUCUCCACACAAACGCAACACCUAAUAGCUUCGAUGCUAUCGGACGAGGCUUUUGUUGACCGGUUUUUGACCGAGAGCUCGACAAGGCUCGGGGAAAGGCACGCGGUUAUCUCUCGAGGGUUGGGUCGAGUGGGUAUCGGGAGCUUAAAGAGCAAUGCCGGGCUUUACUUGUGGAUGGAUUUGAGGAGGCUACUAAAGGAGGCCACUUUCGAGGCGGAGCUCGAGCUUUGGAGAGUGAUCGUUAACGAGGUUCGGCUAAACGUGUCGCCGGGUGCGUCAUUCCAUUGCUCGGAGCCCGGGUGGUUUAGGGUUUGCUUCGCCAACAUGGACGACGAGACGUUGGAGGUGGCGCUGACGAGGAUCGUUAAGUUCGUGGCAGGGAAGAGAAGUGCGCCCGAGUCGGGAGGUCGGAAGCAGAGUUGCCGGAGGAGGAAGCUCGAGAUUAGCCUAUCGUUUAGGCGGCUUGACGAUGUAUCGGCUCACUCGCCCAUGUCAUCGCCGCUCGUGCAAGCUAGGACGUGA